Messenger RNA from Balaenoptera acutorostrata (minke whale), 316 nucleotides. Its product is annotated as ATP synthase membrane subunit K, mitochondrial-like. NCBI's taxonomy places the organism in Eukaryota, Metazoa, Chordata, Mammalia, Artiodactyla, Balaenopteridae. The record is from RefSeq and is a predicted model, not a curated record. The coding region runs from base 1 to 210 and encodes 69 amino acids. The transcript has a single exon.
AUGGCAGGUCCAGAAACUGAUGCCCAGUACCAAAGUACCAAACUGAUGCCCAGUGAUGCUCCUUUUUUCACUGGUAUCAAAAAAUAUUUCAACUCUUACACUCUCACAGGGAGAAUGAACUGUGUACUGGCCACAUACGGAGGUACUGCUUUGAUAGUUUUAUACUUUAAGUUAAGGUCUAAAAAAACUCCAGCUGUGAAAGCAACAUAAACGGAUUCUCAGCUGUACCUCAUCUGUUAAGUUCCCAUGCCUGAAGAAGCUAAUGUCAACUCAUCAUGUGAUACUCAAUUUGUACAAUAAAUUAUGAACCUGGAAA